Messenger RNA from Camponotus floridanus (Florida carpenter ant), 2591 nucleotides. RefSeq lists its product as uncharacterized. Gene Ontology annotation, cellular component: ciliary transition zone. The record is from RefSeq and is a predicted model, not a curated record. Gene Ontology annotation, biological process: non-motile cilium assembly; protein localization to ciliary transition zone. NCBI's taxonomy places the organism in Eukaryota, Metazoa, Arthropoda, Insecta, Hymenoptera, Formicidae. The transcript is spliced from 3 exons. The coding region runs from base 47 to 2416 and encodes 789 amino acids.
UAAAUUAUGUAAACGAGUUUCUGAAUAAAAUCCUUCUGUAAUCGACAUGUCUGCCUCUCAUAUCGACUUCAUAAGUGGAUCGACGCAACAUUCUCAAGACAAAGCCGACCAAGAUCUCGGCCUUUGCUAUGCAUAUCCGGUGAUCAAUGAAGAUCGUGAAACGAGCAACGUGCUUGUAAAAAGUCGAGGCACCCUACGAGUGUCGGAUGACGGAAAUUUAUCGGCCACGGAGGACGGAUUGUACGUGUCCGAGAAUCCCCUUACCAGCAAGAUAAUCAAGCCUUAUCAGCUCGACAAUGUCAAACGACUGGACUACGAAUCGCGGCCGCGAUUUCGCGAGAAGCUCGUGGAAAUCGCGAUACGCGAGAUUCGCGUUCACUCGCCGCGCGAGCAUCAAUCGAGCAACACGACCGAAAAGAUCGAGAUUACCUCGGUGUCUAUUCUGUUCAAGGGAAGACCAGUAUGCAAAGUAAACAGCCCGUUCAACAGACAAUUGUACAAGCUGUUGAUCAGAGAUUCCGAGCACCACGAUCUCUCGAUAGAAGUGCACACGCGACACGGUGAGUCCAGCGUGCUUCCAUUACCGUUGCCCCAACGUUGCAAGGUCAAGGAUUAUAAGACAGACAUAGACUUCGCGAUUGGCGGCCGUUCGCAUGGGAUACACGCUGGGAUCGUCGCCUGCACUAUUUCUCUAUCAACGUAUGGCUCUAUUGACGAGCCAAAAGAAAACAGCGGGUGUUAUCUUUACAGACCGAGCAACGAUCCGAACGAUCCGCAAAACGGCCUUUCUCUGCUGAGACCGCAGAGGAAACGUCCCACCAGCAGAAAAAACGUGGAAUAUUUUUUGCUGGAAGAUCCGACUUUGAUCUUCGACGUUUCCGACGUCAGACCAGCUCGUAAGUCGUCUCCUCUGGAAUCUAAACAUUCGGACAUCGUAGUGACCGAGCAUCCGGCAUUUUCUCUACUAGAUGUAUCCUUCAGAAAUCUUUUCCGCUCUAAUCGACCGCUCAGACCGUCGUCCAGCGCUCAUCACAGCAGGCAUCACAACGUCGGAAGAACAAUUCUCACCGUUAACGUGUUGCGAGGGGUGGAGAUACCGGUGAGGGAGGAAUCGGCGCUCGUCUCCCCGCUGCUGGAGGUGGAAUGGGGUAACAUUGUUCGUGCAACCUCGGUCGCGGACGGGCCCGCGCCCGUCUGGCAGGAGACCCUACAUUUGGAUCUACCCAGACAAAACGGAGAGCACUGCAUCAAGUUCCGCUUAUAUGAUCAGCACCCGGUAUGGGGCCAACAGUGGCUGGGCGAGGCGAGGAUCCCGCUCGAGCGUCACAGGAACUAUCAGGAACUCGAGCGUUGGAUCGCUCUGUCACCCCUCUUUAGUCCAGCGUUGCUGUUCGGUUACGCGCAAGCCAGCCCGGGACAAUCGCACACCAGAAUUUACGUGCUGAUGAGGCUGGAGCAGCCUGGAAGCUCAAUGGAAGCUAGCGCUAUCGACGCUCUGUCCAAGGGCGUCCAACGUUGCUUGGCGCAUCCUUAUCAAAUAUCUGGCAUAGAAACCCCUGAUGAUGCCGCUCGACUCGUCAUGCUUCUAUCGUCGUUGCCUAUUCAUUACGGCCCGGUCCCGCCACGCCAAGCUUUGAACGUGAAUAAGGUUGAUCAUUAUGGCAGAGCGGCUUUGCUAGCGACGUUGUUGCAGGGUUUUGGCUUGCAGUCCUUCGUAUUGUUGGGUUCUUCGCAGAUAAGUAAAUGGACCGCAUAUGUUUUGACUACUCAGGAGCAUGACAUUGUUCUAUGGGAUCCCGAGAUCGGGAAACAUUAUAAAUUAAGCGACAGUUGUUGUACAUUGAUGAAGGUGUCCCGUUUAAUCAAUCACUCUGGCAUAUGGGAAAACACGCAAAGGUCCACUCUGCCCCAUAAUUUGAAAUACAAUGUGACGAUCAGCAAAGACUGGCGACCGAUCGUACCUGUCACUACGUCAUCGAACGUCCAUCGAUCCAUUCAGACACUGGAAUUAACCGUCACGGCCGAGGAAGAUGUGCAGCUGCGAGAAAAGUCGUCGCAAAUGGAGCAAUAUUUACGAGACAAAUUAUCGGGUUUGCGCAGCGCUCUCGGUUCGACGACGAUAUUUAAUCGUCACGCAAUGAACGUCUUGCGUGGGUUCAUCUCCGAUAUCCCGAACGACGUGAAAUAUCAAUUGGACAAGCGUGACCUGAAGCAAUUAUUCAGAGCCUACCAUACGCACGGUUUCGUAUUGAAUCUGCGUCAAGCUACCCUUGACGAAUUGGCGGAACAAAUAGCCGCCACGAGGGUCCAUAAUAUUACCGGUCCCGUCGAAUUUGCUCUUGUUUGUCAUGUACAACGAUACGUCGGUAAGACAUCUUCAAUAUGGUUAGCUCUAGCGAUUUUACGGAAUCGUUAAUUUCUGAUUGUCGAUCGAUGAUCUCGUCGAUCUAUAAAAUAUAUUGAGAUAUCUUCAAUUAUAAAAGAUAAAUAAACUUAGAAUUAAAAUGCUAAUAACAGUUACAACAGAAACAAAACCGUCGUUGAGGGAAUAAAAGACUGACUUUUGAUACGUAUUAUUAUUAAAUAUUAAA